GGAAAUUUCAAUAGAUCCAUACUAAUUUCUUGUUUGACAAUAAAAAUAAUUCCUCUUUUUCAAAAGAUGUAUUCGUUAAGAAGUUCCUUGUUAAUUCUCGGCUUAUUUGGUCAUAUUGUAUAUGUUAAGUCACAAUCAAAUUGUACCCUUGAUAAUCUUUACAGCUGUUGCAGUAUUGAAGGGGGAACAAAUGCAAGAACUUUUCUUCGAAACCAACCUAAAGGAAUUAAUUCACAACAAGUUGUUAAAUAUUAUACGGAUUUGUGCAAGUUUCGUACGCUGUAUGAAAAAGCAGCAUUUAUUCAAGCACAAUAUGAGAAACUUUCAACGGUUGAUUUAAGCACCAUGUUUACUACACCUAAACCUCCUACUACUCCAACUAGACCGACUACUACACGUAAAUCUACAAUACCUCCACCGAAAACUUCACCGAAGUCUAAUAUUCAACCAAUGAGACCAAUUCAAACAUCAAUGACGAAUAGUACUCGAGCUCCAUAAAAAAAGUGUUUAGAUAUUCAGUGAAAAUAAAUUCUUUUCAUACGA
This is a messenger RNA of Schistosoma turkestanicum, 543 nucleotides long. The record is from the annotation of a GenBank genome assembly. Lineage: Eukaryota; Metazoa; Platyhelminthes; Trematoda; Strigeidida; Schistosomatidae.